GAUGUUAAAAGAUGAGAAAUUAUUCCCCGAAGAAUUUGAAGGAUUUAAUAAAAGAAAGUUGAGAGUGGCGACCUUACAUUAUCCGCCAUUUGUUAAACGACAACUCGAUUCAAACGGAAAUAUCUUGAGUUAUACUGGAAUGUGUAUUGAGAUGCUGGAUGCUUUGGCAAACCGGCUAAAUUUUACAUACGAUCUUAUGGAGCCGGCUGAUAAGACGUUUGGUAUCGAAGUUAACGAAUCUGGCGAAUGGAAUGGAUUAAUUGGCCUUCUACAAAGAAGAGAAGUUGAUCUUGUAGCGGGAGCCUUAACUAUAACUCAUACUAGAGAAGAUGUUGUAGAUUUUACGCAUCCAUAUUGGGAAGAACCUACCGUAUUAGUAAUCCGUGAACCAACCCGAACAGUUGAUAUGUUUGCUUUUUUCAAGCAAGGAGCCGUCAGUGAAAUAAAGAGUAGUUCUGGAAGAUAUAUUGUUGGUACAUGGUGGAUUUUUGUCUUGGUUAUUGUUGCUACCUACACAGGAAAUCUUAUUGCGUUCCUUACUACAAAUAUCCCAAAAUUACCUUUUUCAACACUCGAGCAGAUGGCGCAACAAAAGGAGUAUGCCUACGGGUUACAAGAUGGUAUUGUCCAAAUGAUGCUAUUUAAAACAUCUUCAAAUCCAACCUAUAAAAGAGUCUGGGAAGGAAUAUCAAGUCAUCGUGAUGAUGUUUUAGUUAAAGAUACAACCGAAGGCCUCGUCAAGGCAAAAAACGAGAAAUACAUUUAUAUUGGCGAGAAGACGAAUAUAGAAGCAGAAAUGGCUUCAGAUUGUAAUAUAACUUUACUACCUGAAGAGUUUUUCAAGGUUGGUUUUGGAUUUGCUCUUCAGGAUGGGGAUCCUUACGGAGAGGUUUUUAAUAAGGAAAUUAUGAGUAUACUUGAAGGUGGACUUAUCCAGAGGUGGAAGAAGAAACACUGGCCUGCUGAACAUUGUAAGGCAACUGUAAAAAUAGCUCAUGUAAAUGUUAUAUCCUUCCGAGAUUGUAUAGGACAAUUUGCUCUCUUAGCGGCAGGAAUAGGAGUGGCUACAUUGAUUUUAACAGCUGAAUAUCUUAUACUUCACACUCAGAAACGUCGAUUUUUAAAGAAGAAGAAGCGAAGAAUUUCAGUUGCAUCCGUAUCUAGAAGAGUUGGCAGUGUCCCACCAUUUAAAAUACCUCAAGCAGAUAGACUAGAGGACGAAACACCUACAAUGAAUAAACUAUCUGUAAAUGAAUCAGACUCUGCAGUAUAUUCAGUUUCAUCCACACCAAAUUCAUCCUGCGAAAAUAUAGAUGUGAUAACUGAUGAGGCGAAUGUUAACAAUAGCAGAAAACCUAGCGACACACUGAAUGGAAGAUGA
This is a messenger RNA of Dimorphilus gyrociliatus, 1381 nucleotides long. The record is from the annotation of a GenBank genome assembly. NCBI's taxonomy places the organism in Eukaryota, Metazoa, Annelida, Polychaeta, Dinophilidae.